Porites lobata is the source of this 17681-nucleotide messenger RNA. The record is from the annotation of a GenBank genome assembly. NCBI's taxonomy places the organism in Eukaryota, Metazoa, Cnidaria, Anthozoa, Scleractinia, Poritidae.
GAAAACAGCAGUUUGUCGUGUCGUGAGGUUUGUAUGCAAAUUUUUAAAAAUCUGUCGUCUCCUGGUUUCCAGUUCGCUUGCAUCAGUUAACUCGUGCUGGGUUGGGUUAUCUUAUAUUAAGUAUUGUAUUGUGAAAACAACCCAAAGAGCAAAUGAAUGGUUGAAUUCUAGAGCUUGUUUAUGCGUUCGUUAGGGUCUCGUAGUUAGGGAUACCAAAUCCAGCCUUUCGGAUGCUUUCGGUAGUGUGAGCGAGCAAUACUCGACAAUAUGAUAUUUACAAAGUUUUCGAUUGCACUGUGACAAUGGAUCGUUGAAUUCAUCUUACAACUCCAACUGUAUUGGUCCUUAUUUUCAUAAUUACAAUGAAAGGCUUUAGGGAAAGCUUAUAAGAGCGUUGAAGGAGAACUUUUAUUUUGUGCUGAAUUCUCGUUAUCAUUGGUUGCCUUUCAUGUUUUUUAUUGACAGCGAAUCGUGACGUAAGGAACGCAAUCUCAUGACCCAUAAUUCUUCUCUGGGAAAGUGGCGUGAAGUUCAACAUGGCGAACCACUGUCAUGCAGACAGAGAAGAAACCUUUCGAUGAAGUUGAAUGUCACGGGACUCAGGAAAAACAGACAUCGAAACCAUUUUUUGGUCUAUUACCACGUUAUACGCUACGUUUAACGACGGGAUUGAAACAAAAAGCUUGUGAGAACUGGGGAAGCUUGAUCGAGGAAACCGCUGUGUAAAGUGCGACAGAAGUAUUUCUUUACAAAAUGAAUGAGCGUUCAAGUUCGCCAGAGAUCGAUGUGGUCGGUAGUGGAGAUCAUUCGGAAAUGUUUAACUCAAGAAGUGGUAGAUUGUAUCUGGAGUCGACAAACUGGGCUCACAGAAGAAACCCUUCGCGUUCGGCGAAUGAAAAUGGCGCGAAUCGCCUCGCGGCAAAUACAAACAAUGAAAGAAAUCAAUCGGAAACCGUGAACCUUCGAGUUCGAAACAUGGGAUUUAUUACAGUGAAAAAAGAACCCGAAUCAGAGGAUGACAACGAAGGUGGUUAUUCUCUUAGCUCCUUGCUUGAAGAAUGUGAUUUUGACAAAACAUCGCGUCGAAGGGCUCUGAAAUCGCCUACAUCACUUGCCUUGUCUAAACCGAAGCCUAUGGAAUCCGCCAAACCAGCACCGUUUUCGCAAGGACGACCGAGGCAAAGCUUGGAAAAUGUCAUAAGUUCGUUAAAAUCUGCAAGAGCCAUGAGUGAUAACAAACCUGCUCCAAUCAGCAGGCCAGUUGUGAUGCGUCCUCAAAUUGUCUCUGCCCCAACUCCUGUGUUUUCCUCCCCAGGAACAAAUGGACCCCAGAUUGUUGAUGUUCGAUCCCUUGCAUCAGUGGCAAGACCACCUAUCAAACAACCUGUACCAAUCAGGGGUAUGCUCCCAGCCCAAUAUCAAAUAUCUAUGGGUUCAGCUCUCAAUGCAGGGCAUCCACGAAGGUGUGCAGCAAAUUCAGCUACCAGUGUGCCUAAUUCUAACACACCAGUUUCUACUACAGCUCAAACAACAGUUAUUCCGAGUACAAAACCAGUAAAUAUUCGAUUUGUUUUGCCUGCCAAUGUGCCUUUCAGUACGGAACAAUUUCAGCAAGUUCUCCAGGCUACUCUAGCGUCAGUUGCUAGCAGUACAAAGGUGAUAGAACCAAAUCAGUUGCAGCAAGCAAUACAGGCAGCAUUGACCUCUGUCACCAAAUCUACUGUUGCUUUUAAUCCAGAACAACUUCAAGAAGCCAUUAAAAGUUCUUUAGCUGCUGCUGGAACAGAUUCAGCACCCAUCUCUCAAGUUAAGAUGGCAACUUUAUCUCCAACUGCUGUUUAUUUGCCAAGAGGUACACAGAGGCAACCACAAACAAUAGCACCAAAGCCGCCACCAUUACCGCAAAAGCCGACUGUUAUGCGUGUUGAGACAAGCUAUGGUAGCAAUGAUCCCCCCUCUGUAGUUAGUUUGCCACCUGCUUCAGUAGCCUCUGCAGUAGCAGUAACACAGGCUAGUAACAAUUCUCUCCCAGUGGAACGUAAUCUCAGCGAUAAUCAGUCAAGUUCAGAAAGUAUUAGUAUGUCCACUAAUUUGAGCACAGCAAGAGAUGCACUUAUCAAGGCUCUUCAGAAAAAUCGAGUUUUAAACAGUCCAGCCUCAUGCACCAUUUCUCCUCCUAGUGCAAGUCUUGCAUCGUCUGCAGUCACAUCUGCUAGUGCUGAGACAGAGUCGUUUGAUUUUGACUCGUAUUCGCCCCCAUCAUCUCCUGUAGCACCAGUGUCAGUUUCUUCUACGGAUGAGACUGGUCAGGCAGUAUCAUGUUCUAAUAGCAGUCUUACUGGAUCUACACCUCUAACAACAUCAGUUGCUACACCUCUAACAACAACAGUUGCUACACCUCUAACAACAACAGUUACUACACCUCUAACAACAACAGUUGCUACACCUUUAACAACAACAGUUGCUAACAGCAGCAAUACAGAUGCUCUUGAUUCACAAAAGGUGUCUACAUUGCCACAGGGAAACCAAUUGAAUACUUCCACAAGUUUCAGUGGAAGAGCUCCAGAGCUAUCAAACAGACACGACUCCAUUACCCCUAUGAAUGUAAAUCCUACCGCAAAGAUUGCAACAUCUUCAAAGGCAGAGAAUGUUAAUGGUCCCAAUCCCCUGCUGGUACCCUCUGCAGCCCCCAUGGCAGCUUCGAAUACCACAUCAGUAAAUUUGCAGAUUUCUCUACCCGUCAAUAUAACACCUGAACCUGUGAGCAUUAGCAAUGUCAAAAAGCCUGCAGGGAAAGGAAACAAGCCUGCCCCUACAGGUUGCGGAUGUUGCUCAAACUGCAAAAAUAUGCCUGUACCAGAUAAAGAUACCUAUGACUGCAACCAUAAGGGAUGUGGCGCUGAGUACACUACUCUACGAGGACUCAGAACGCACCACUAUUACCACCCCACUCACAAACCACUGUUUCCUGUUGAAAAAGCAGCCAAUUCAGUGGAAUAUUUUCUACCCUCUGAACUUGCCAACUGUCACCGCAGUGCGAGACUGCGUGAACUUUUAAAGCAUCUCACCAAUGAAGAAUUAAAAGAAAUUUUCUUACCCCGUGUUGCCAAGACAUUUUCACUUUUUGAGUUAUUAGAAAUGAAGUCUGUUCGUGCUAAUACCGCUCGUGGUCAAGUAUCUGUGUCUGCUUUUAAAAUGUAUAGCGAGUUUGAACGUUUCAGAAAAGAGGUGGAGAACAGGUUGAUGGAGCUGAUUAUGUUGCCUCAGGGAAAAGGGGGCUUUGUGACUGAAAAGAAGAAAGAAGCUCGCAAGGAUGCACCUGCAGUUAACACAGCUAAAAGUGAUACCAAACCAGAAAGCUCGCCCAAACAACCACCAACAGUUUCUGAUUUAAGUUCCAGCAAUUCCUCUGUUACAAAGAAGAAAGCAGAAACAAUUGUCAUUGAUGAUACAAAAGGCAAACAGAGCACUGUUGCUGCCACGACUGAAUCACUGAAGAAUGGUAUAUCAGCUGUUAAACCUUCUCCAAGUCAAGAAGAUAGUUCUAGUGGCAUAUUCCCUAAUGUUUAUGAAGGGGAGAAGACUACCAAGGGCCCAACUCCUGUAGAGGAGAAAUUGGAUGCUUCAGCUAGUGAAUCUGGUGAAAAGAAGCUUGCUGACAAGGAGUCGAAGCAAUCAGAUACAUUGGCACAGUCUGCUAAGGAAGGAAGUGAAGCAGCGAACAGCGCUAAGCUAUCAGAUGAAAAAUCAAGCAAUCAGCAGUUAGAGUCAGAACGGGUGACCCAAACCAAAAGCAGUUUUACUGUUACCAAGGACUCUACAUCAGAACCAAUGGAAACUGGUGAGCUUCAGAGAAAAGAAGUUAACACUGCAGAAAAAGAAAAGCAGAAAUCUCCUUUGACAGAUGUUAUAAUGGUGGAUGCAGAGGAAAAAAUAGAACCUGUGAACAAAGAAAGUGAUUUGCUUUUAAUGCGAGAAGGAAAGGAAACAACCUCGCAAGACCCUUCUGAUGGAAAGAUUGGAAGUAAAACUCCAGUGUGUAAUGCGGAUGAGAAUAAAUUGAAGGUCUCAACAGAAAAUGAAAAGCAGUCUGCAGUCUCUAGUGGAGUGGAAAAGUCUCAGGGACUAAGUGAAAAACAAGUAAUUUGUGUUGAAGAAGAGCAUAAAGGAGCGACUACAGCAGUGGGGAAACAAUCUGUGGUAGCUGAGAAGGAAAAAAGUAUGCAAGCUGAAAAUGACAAAGCUGUAAACACUGUUAAAGGUCUUGGCAAUAACUCAAACUCAGGCAGUAAUCUGUGCAAAACUAAAGAUGUCACAGUAGUAGAAAGUACUGAAAAAAAUAUGGCUGGUAGUGGAAACAGAAAGGCACCACAAGUUUCCCUGACAACAGAUAAAGAUUCAAAAGACCAUUCUGUCAAAGAAAAAGUAGUUGAAGAGGGAUGUAAAGAGAUUGAUAGUGGAGGAAAGGAGACUAGCAAGGUUUCAAAAGCAAAUCAGGAAAGUAAUGAAUCAAAUGAACAGUUCACUUCACUGACGCAAUCUCAGGAACCCAGUGAGAAAGGCACUGAGGAAGAGAAACAAGGUUCAUCUUGUACAGUACCUUCCAAUGCUGAUUUGACUGAUAGCAGCACUUCAAACAUGCAAACGGAAGCAAGUGAUACACCAUUGCGUAGUGAACUAAAAAGAAGGCUUAUCGCGUACUCUAUUGACGAGGAUGAAGGGAUUAAUGAAAACAACCUUUUGGAGUUUGGUCUUCCAUUUGCAGUAAAGUGGGGUAAAGUUAUCAAAAAAAUCGAGACAGUGGAAGCCAGGAAAAUAGCAAGGAGGGAAAAUUAUACAGAUCAAGACAUGAGACAGUUCAUUUAUGGUAAACCAAAGGAUGCGGCAAAUGUUGUUGUAAGUGCUGAUUGCCAUGCUCAUCCAAGUUUCUACAGAGCGUAUGUGAUGCCAGCGUUGCUAGACAAGCAUAUUGACGAUUUUGGCCUCUUUGGAAGGAAAAUCCUAAGCGGACUGAACUUGUCGAGGAAAAAAUAUGUGGAUGUUCUUAGAUCCAGCAUUGGCCCUGAAUUAGCGAAGAUUGUUGGAAUAAACAUUUUCCCAACUUUUAAAAGAAUUAUGGAUACAUGGGAGAUGGUGAAGGAUUUGCCACCUGGAGGAACUGUGAAAACACCGCUGGUGCUGAUCCCUAGACCUGAGGAUGGUCGAGAUGUUCCUGAUGAUGAGGAUGAACCGGCGCCUACCACUGCCGUUGUUUGUCGCACAGCAACUAAUGUGCAGAAUGUUGUGACCAGGGUGAAUGAUACCUUCAAGAGGCUAGGUCCAACUGGAAAUGAGCUUAAUGGUAACAACAAGAGACCAAGACUGGAUACCUCAGGUACGUAAACCUUAGUCUCAAUAGUGAUGAAAAUCAGUUUUCUCCUUACAAUGUUAAUGCCUAAUCCAGAGAAAAGGUUAUGAGAAUUUAUAAAAUGAUCACCUAAGGGGAAAUGCGUUGAUCUGUUUUUAGAUUUUCAGAAGGUUAGUCUGGCAAAUUUGUAUGUGGAUAUCAGGGGUGGGGGGGGGUGCUUAAAGGGCUAAAACUGUACUUUUUACUGUCAAGACACAGGUAGAGCCAAUUUAGGGUGUGUAGGAUAGGUUCCUUGGCAACUUGAUGUAAUGUCAAAUUUUCCCUCUGUUUCACAAUUUUUUCAGAUGUUUUCCAUGCACCUGUUUUCAUCAUUUUUAUUUGUUGUCAUUUAAUGGGGUGGAUUAUUACUAUUAAGGGAACCUCAACUGUUGUAAUAAACGUGAAUUUAUUUCUAUUCAGUAAAACAUUUUUAUAGUAUAGUCACAAACCACAUAGAGAAAUUUCCCUGUUUUGCUUUUAAUUUUCCAGUGCUCGGCUAUUUUGAGUAAAUAAAUUAUGACAAGUGUUGAAGGAAAGUGUGGAAAAAUAGCCUGCAUGACUGCUAGAUACUCCUUUCAGUUUUCCUUUGUAUAUGCUAAGUUUCGGUUGCUGUCAUUGGUGUGAAUUGUGCAACAGAAAAUGUAUGUAAUUUAUCAGUUCUUGACAAUAGUGGCAACCAAGCAAUGCAUAGCAAGGCUGUGGUGUAACCGAGCUGGGUGGCUUCUGGCAUCCAACUUUUGCUUUCAGGGGUUAAGAAAACUUUAGUUUUUUUCAUACAAGUCACAUGCUAGGCACCCGAGAUUUUACAGGUUCAGAGAACUUUGGUCUUAGAGCCAGCCUUGCAUGUUACACAGAAUUACAGCUUGUGGGAAACUUAUCAGCAGAAAUGAGUGAGGAAACACAGCUGUAUUCUUAGGUUAUGGGUAAUUAUGUCUGAGACUUUAUAUUCUGACAGUUGAUUAUUAUUUCUAAAUUCUGAUUUACAUGGAAUUUUCAAUACAAUAGAUGCCCCAAAAGAUACCACUGAGACAAGCAAAGCUCAGAAUGACUCUUCUGCGAGAAUUGUACCUCAGCCUAACGUCACUGAGAAGGGACAGAAGCCUGAUAGCACAGAUAGUACGAGUACAGGAAAGGAACAGCAGUCAGACAGUAAAAACCAGCCAGCUGAAUCAAACAAGGGUCAAAAUGGACAGUCAGCAUCUGAAAAACCAGCAACAGAGAAAGGUAUGUGAAGCAGUUUGCAUGUAUGGUACAUGUAUAAUAUUGAGCCCACAUGAAAGCUGACAUCCCAUACAUCCAGGGUUGUCAGAAAAGUUUGAAAUAGACGGCUGAGUUGUCAGAGUAAGUGGCCAGUCCAGGGAUAUAAUUUAAAAAACGCUAUCUGUAAAGAAAUGCCAACCAGAGUAGCUGGCCGAUAGUAACCAAGUAGGCCGCGAUUUUCGCUGGCAUCCGGCUACUUUUCACAACCCUGGACAUCAUGAAUGCCUUUGUUUAACUCCUGCUGUACAAAGUUUUCGAGUCAAAGCAUGGAAAGAGAGAAAAUAUCAUCUUUCGGGUGCCAUUUUUUAACGUUCUCAUUUCUUGAAGGUCCCUAGUAAUAAUUAUUAUGGUGGGCUCCUCUUGUUGCCCGUGAUCCUAAUCUCCAAGUUGCUGUUUCAUGUGUGGCUAGCAUUCAUUUGGACUUCCACUGAGAAUGAAUGGAAUGCAAAGUGCAUUGCUGGAGUAAGAGCCUUUGCAUUGAUCUCACCUACACUCCCUAACUUUUGGUUAUUACUAGCAUACCUUUUAUGUUUUACAUUCGGUCUAAUAAUUAAUAAUGGCAAUAGGACUGAGUGGAGUCCAAUUCGGUCUGUAAUCAUUCGAGUGAUUAACAAAAGUGGAAGAUCGCAUAGCUGGAAUCUGAUUUGUGUAAUCACAAGUAUGAUUACAGACCGAAUUGUGCGAGAAGAAGAUCUGUUACCAAUUGAUCAUAACUAUAUAACAAAAUUUGUGAUAUUUUAAGCUUUUUUUAAUUAAAACACAAAUUCCCAGAGUGUUUUUGUUAGCAGUAAAAAAAGCCAUUCAAGUGCGUGCGUGCGUGUGAUGGCGUGUACUGUCCUAUUACACUGUGCUAUUAGUGCUGAAAUCAGGACAGUUGAUAGCCAAUCAGAUUUGAGAAUUUUCUUACAGUUAUGAUAAAAGAUUGGUUUGAAGCAGGAAUUGCUGUGUCUCCCAGCCCUAAUUAUUCAUGAUUUUAAAUAAUAAUAGGUGUUUAGAGUUUGGAGAAAUUGAUGAGUUUGAUGCAUUUAUUGAUUUAUUAAUUGAUAAUUAAUCUUAAAAAUUGCAAGCUUUGCUCUCAGAAAAAUUAAAAGGAGCCCAGUGCUCUGAACCUGUGAAAUCUAGGCUGCCCAGCAUAAUAUGUUUCUAUGAGAAAGAUUUAUUGAAUAAAUCUUAGUCCUUGAAAACUUGUCCUAAAAAAACCUUCAAAAUCUUUGAAAUUUGUUUGGCUGGAGCUGUACGAACCAUGUAGCAGCACUCUGCACAGGAUGACAAUAAUCAUGAUUUGAAGUACAGCAGAAGCUUUAAUUUGAACUGCCAUUGGCCUGAAGAGGGUCUUUAUUCCAAGGUUAACUGUAUGUUGCCUCGUGUGAUUUUUCCUGUCUUGUUGUUAUAGGAUCUGGAGAUAGUGGGAGAGGAUCUUCAAGUUCAACAGUUGCAUCCCAGAAAGAACCAGCUGCGAGCACGACAAGUGGUAAGUUGUUUCACUACUCUAAUGCAGUUGAUCAUGAACUACUCCACAACAGCCACCUUAGAGAGGUUUUAGAGAGGUUUACAGUAAUGGCAGGUCAAGUGUACCCCCCCCACAAGUUCGUUGAAUCCAUUGGUAGUUGUAACUUUCAGUUUCAUCUUUGCACUCCUGCAUACAUAACGGCCAGUGAAUUCACAUGCAAGGUAGUCAUGCAAUUUGUGCCAGCUCAGUUUUCUUGAAUUUAACGUAAAUUGUUUCCUUUCAAAGAUUUUUUAAUCUGACCGAAUACAGAGGAGUUAUCGUGAAAUUUCACUGCUCAUUACGCAUGCAGGAAUGCAGAUAUGAAUUUGAGACUGGUCUCGGCAACAACUAAUGUAUUCAUUUUACAAAUAGUCGACUUAUUAAAGCAGUCAUGACCUACCUUGACUGUAAACAAGAGUUAAUGUGUAGAUUAUUUGUCCAUGAAGAGGUGGCCAUUAGUGGAGAUUUUACUGUACAACCCUAGGAGUUGUGUUUCCAGUGUGCAAAGAAAGUGGUUUCUGAUAGCUCGGGGCUAGUGGAUUUUGCUACUGGGCUAGUGAAUUCUGUUCUCAACUUGCCCAACAGGCAGGUAAAAUUUUGGGGGGAAUUCAAAUAAUUACAGAAGACUGUAAUCAAUCCCAGUCAUCAAAAAAAAUUUUUGGGGCUAGUUUAAGUGACUCUUGGGAUAGUACAUUCCAGCUACGGCUUGCCCGAUUAGCAAGCUAUAAAACUGACUUUCUUUGCGCCCUAGGUGGGAUACUUUCUUUUGUGGCCUAAACGGGUGGGUGCUGCAAACAGGGUAUGGCUUUCAGGUUCUCAAGUUUUAAACAGGGUAUCAAUGAUUUUGUUGCAAAUGGUCUUGCCGAGUCACAGGACUCUUCUUGUGAAAAAUCAUGAGUCCCAGUCCAGAACCAUUAGGUCCCAGUUCAAAAAGCAAUGAGCCCAAAAUUUAAAGUGCAUGGGCCUUUAUGUAACCAGACAGUUAAUCUGAAGACAGACUCCAAAACUCUGUACUAUAAUAAUAAUAAUAAUUAAUUCAUUUUGGUGCGCUUUUUAACAUACUAGGUGAUCAAAAGGGUAUUACAACAAUAAAUAACCUGAAAACUAUACAAAUAUUAGAUAUAUACAAAUAUAUUUAAUAUCUAAGAGAUAUUAGGAAGAGCAUUCCAUAAAGUGGGCACAGCCACACUGAAGGAUCUGUCACCAAAUGACUUUUUAAUUUUCCCUGACAGAUGCUUUAAUAAGACACCUUCAUUAGAGUGCAACAAAUAGUGCGUAUUAGUCCUAGUGUGAAUUAAAUCAAUGAUGUAACUAGGUGCCAUGCCACUGAGGGCUUUGAAAGUAAGUAAUAAAAUUUUAAAAUAAAUUCUACCGUAUUUAUUCGACUAUAAGGCGAGCGAUUUUUACACAAAUUAAAACUGAAAUGAAUUAAAAUUUGGGCUCUAGAGGGGGUCUCGGCUUAUAGCCGAAAGUUUUUGAAAAAAAAGUUUUUCCGGCGCAUGGAAACUCUACUAAAUCGAGAUGUAUUUACGUACAAGCCGAGCUAAAGUAAAGAAACACAAUAUGCCGUUGUUGGUUAUUAACUUUUAAGAAUGUGGUGGCUCCUAAAGGAGCCGUUUGUUAAAUUUAAUGUGUUUUCACAGAAAAAAUAAAGGUUCUUGAUAGGCAAUAACCGUGACGCUGACAAGAUGUGAUUACAAAUCGAUGGAACUUGACUGUUUGUUGCUCCAAAUCUUCUGGGAGACGCUGAGUGAGUGUUGUUUUGGUGCGAAGGCUGACGGAAUGGCAGCACUUCCAUUUCUGGUACCAGCCGAGGGACGCUUUAAACUCAGGAUCCUCGCUGAAUCCUUUGCCUUUAGACAUAACAUCAAUCCACUAACAGCUAUUCCUAUGCAAAACGAAGUGAGAAGGUUACCAAACGAUCGAAAGGUUAAAAAUUUGACGCGUUUUGAAUUUGUUUUGACAUUUGUGAAAACUGGCCAAUGAGAAUCUUUCAUACACAAUGUUGUCAGACAUUCAACUAAUAUUCACUCUGCAAUCAGCUGAUUGAUUUAUUUCGUGAUCUUAAAAUACAAAAUCAAUGCUCGACAAAAAACUUACCUUGGCUUCUCUGCUCUGUAAACCAUUCCAGUAUUCUUUGAUCGAGCUCCGGAUACUUCGGCGUGAAGCAUCCCAUCGUCUUCCGUUUCGCUGACAAUUUAAUUUCGCCGUUAAAAAGGUUCGCUUGAUCUUUCCUCCAGCGACGGACCAUGGACCCACUGAUGCCAUAUUCUCUGGCGAUUUCAGAGUUAUUUUCAACAGCUUCUGCUUCAGCGACUAUUUCAAGUUUAAACGCGAAGUUGUAUGACGUGCGACAAGCCUUGGGGAUGAUGACAACAUGAAUUGAAAUAAACGAUUGCGAACACGAGAUUGUUUGAUAGACACUACGGAUGUCUAGGUACUGGUGAUGUGGCUUAACAUCACAGUUAGUUUUAAAUUCAUUUUUUGGAUCACCUUAAUUCAUCUGAGUUAUGAUUCGUUGCUUUUCAAUUGAAUAGUUAGUUACGGGUAAUAUCAAUCGUGUGUGAUUUAUUUUUGCACAAUAAAUCACCAUUGCAUCUCUUGUAUACGCGCAUGUGUGUUAUCGUCUAAGCCUCAUUUAUGACAGUCAAUGUGAUUUUUUUCUGAAAAUGUUAGGUUUUCCCGUAGUUAACAAUUCAGUCUUGUAAUAAUGAAUGGGUCUCAGCUUAUAACCGGGUGUUUUCGAUUUAUUUUUGGUUCUCAUUAUGCCGAGUCUACACGUUCAAAGUUUGGGGUCUCGGCUUAUAGUCAAAUAAAUACGGUAUAGCUUACUGGUAACCAGUGUAAAUUUAUCAGAAUCGACGUAAUAUGGUCAUACUUUUUACAUGACAUAAGCAGCCUAGCUGCAGUGUUCUGUACUCUUUGCAACUUAGCUAUUUCACAGUCCGGUAAUCCAUAGAGAAGUCCAUUACAAUAAUCAAUUCUACUUGUAACGAAGACAUGCAACACCAUUUCUAAUUUAUCCCUAGGCAGAAAUUGGCUUAUUCUCUUGAUAUUAUGUAACCAGAAAAAUGCCACACUACAAGACGUAGAAAUAUGGGUCGAUAUAGAAAAAUGCAAGUCGAACCAGGCACCCAGUAUACUGAAAUUAGAACAUAGUCCUUUUAUUUUAAAGCACAACGAAGGUUACAAGAAAUAAAUUAUGCAUUGUUAAACAACAGCCAUAAUAACUGCCACAGUAAUUACACAAACAGAGUAAUUAUUUCUACAAAAAUACAUGUUCAGAUCGAUCGAUCUCUGCAUCCUACAGGAUGCAUGCCAUGAAUUGUUUUGCAUCUUUGGGGAUUUUUAUGCUUCAUGCACGCAGGACGCAGAGGUAACAAAAUCACUGGGUUUGAAAUGCCUCUAUUUAGCAUUUCGAAUCCAAUUCGAAAUGCAUAAUAGAGAAAUGAGAAGUAAGUAUAGCAAUAAGAACAAUUAUUUAUGGCUUAAGAAGGUUCUUACAAAUGGUCAGCCAUGUAUCUUUUAUUGAUCUGGUUAAGUUAUUAAAAAGAAAUUCACCUGAUUAUCUUAACAAUCAGGUUUUUCCUAGCAUUAACUUUGGUUUGGUAAGUUAAUGUUGUUACUUCUGUAAUAAAUGCAAAGAGGAUCCUCUCAGUUUAUGACCUAACUUAUGCAUUUGCGAAAAGAAAGAGUGAAAAAGAUCGUGCUUGCCAGGAUUGAAAUGCUGACAUAUGAGUCUGUGAUACUUGGUUUUCUACCUCAGUUGGUUAGUGCUGUGAACUGGUAUCACGGAGUUCAUGGUUCUAAUCCCAGCAAGCCUGUUGUUUUCUUUUUCAGGUCUUCUUUUUGCAACUGCAUAAGUUGUGUCCUAAACUGCAAGGAUUGUCUUUGCAUUUAAUUCGUCAUUCCAUGGUACAAUGUAUGAAAUUCAUGUAUACAUUCCCUCAACUUCAUCUUGUCUCAUUAGUGUACCGUAAACUGUACGAUUUUCUAAUGAAAUAAUCUAAUAAAUAUAGAAGAACUUCAGUUGACCCUCCACUUAAGGCCACCUCUCCACAAUGGCCACUUCUCUACAACUGAAUGGCCACUUGACUUGACUCUUGUUUAAAUCUCUCUACAGUGGCCACUUUCUUCUGCCCCCGAGGUGGCCAUUGUGAAGAGGUUCAACUGUAAUUCAUUCAGACAUUUAAAAUCUAAAGUGCACUUGUGGGCUUCCCUCUGUGCUUCCAAAUCCACCCUCCUUAAUGUGUUCUAUUGAUUUUUUGCUAGGUGCAACAGCUUCAUCUUCCCAAAGUAAGCCAUCUACCACUUCAAGUCCACCACUGAUCAUACCAAAAAAGGCAACAAUCUACACCAGUGAAACCAGUAAGGCAGGAGGUUCUCCAUUACCCCUCUCUUCUGCAAAAGGUUCUCCAUUAUACCUGGUUCCUGUGGAAAAACUUGCUCCCAAACUUGUUGAACAAUUCCUCAACCAAGCCAAAGGAGAUGGUGUCAAGACGCGGAGUUCUAGCAGCGCUAAGAAACCUAAACAGGCAAAGCAAGGCUCUCAGGUGUUUGUCCUGAUUCCGCCAUCCAACCCCAGUGGGAGUCCUACCAUACAGACGCUGACUUCUGAAGAACAGCUGGAGGGUAGCGGGGAUAAGAAGCCGCUGCUGUUGCUGCCGGCAGAUAAGGUGCCCAAAACUAUGGCCAGCCAGUCACCUACUGUGCGAAGAAAAAUGUUGAUUACAGUGAUGUCAUCACGUGAAAAUACAAGCACUGCACAGUCGGCUGCUAAGCAGAGCAUGACAACCACAAGUGCUUCUUCAGCAGGUGUGAUAUUAUAAUGUUGUACAUGCACCUUUUACCACAGGCUCCUUUUACCACACUCCCAGCCAGAGCUAGUGUUCAAAGCUCAACUUUUUUAACAGUCACAUUUUGGCAACCUAAAGUUAUAAAAUGAUAGCCAGACAUAAAAAUGAUAUUGGUUUUAUAAAUUAUAAAAUAAUUAUGUAUAUUGCAUGAAAGAUUUAAUGAAUCGAAACGGUUGCCAAACUGCUACAUCCAAAUGUUUGCAGCAGCAAAUAGCAUCUUAACGCCUGUGUCCAGGUAUUAAAAAACCCGGACACUCAUGUGAAAGAGGCAAAGUAAGAAAAAAAAUUGAGUGUAAUACACUGUAAACAAUGUUCAUGCAAAUGUUUGUCAUGCUCUUGCACAAGAAGGACCAUGAACUCUAACUAUUUAAAACACUAUUGUUUCGCAGCAUUAAUAAAAAACACAGGUUGUCAAGGUAGUGGCUUUUGCUGCAGUUAAUAUUUUUAGUCAUCAUUUUUCUUUUCUACUAGCCAUGGGGACAAGAAAUAGUUGCAACUUGGAGUGCUUUAAGCAUUAGGGGUAAUCCAGAGUUUAAAACCGUCAGGCAUGCCUGUAAAUUAUAGUCAUCUGGUUGCUUCCUGCCAGUUCACAGUUGUUGAUCCUGUUACUUACAUUUGUAUUUUUUUUUUUGAAAGUACUCAAGUUAGGCUCAGUUCAAACUUCAAACUUUUCAUACGCCACUUCCACAUUUCCCAUAAUACACCUUAUUUGCCCCCCCAAAAUUUUGCAUAAACUUUGUUUUUCAUUUCUCCUGGGUACUACAGCAGUCCCAAGAGAAAUUGAAAACAAUGCUUAUGCAAAGUUUUGGGGGGCAAAUAAUGUGCGUUAUGGGAAAUGUGGAAACAGCGUAAUCCCCACAAAGAAGUCCAUGAAAAGAUCAACGUUUGAAUCGAUUAAGUCUCACAUAUCUAAUUUGGGUGGACCCAUGAAUUUAGUUGGAGUUGCCCGCAUGGGAAUUUUAACUAAGGAGCGACUUUGUUUCAUACAUUGAACCUUUCAUGAGCCAAACUAAAUUUGCAUAAAUUAUUGUAAUUUAUUUUCUCUGGUAAACAUUUUAGACCAUUGUAGAUAAUUGUGAAAAUGAAUUGAAUUGAAUUGAAUUAAGUUCAACGUCUGAAUCAACCACUGAACUUGUAUCAUUUGGGUUGACCCAAAUUGCUAUUAAGUUCAAUACAUGAAAUAGUCAACGUUUGAACAGCGCCUUGAGUUCCUCUAAAUAACUAGAGCAGCUAAUUGCACUUGCUCUUUCAACAAAGCUUCAUAUUUUACAUUGUUAUUUUGCAGAAUUUAGAAUUUGUUUCUGCGAAGUUGACACCAGUUUGUUAAACAGUGAAAGUUCCCUUUAGAAUCACACUCCUUUGGCAGAAUUAGCCCCAUUCAGUAGAGCACUUGACUGUAGAGUGGGAGGUCGUAGGUUGAAUUCUCGGGCCUGGACCAAUACUCAGGGUCUUAAAAUAACUGAGAAAUGAAGGUAUUGCAUUUCUGAUUUGCCUUGCAAAUGGCUAGACCUUGCAUGGCUCGGAUGGAUAAAAUGGCAGUCCCGUCUCCAGUAGGUGACAAAAAAUAGUGUCCCCAAUUAGUACUUUUGUGCUAAAUAAAUUGACACUGGAAAAGUGCUUCUUUUUUUGUUCCUAAUUUACCUGUGAAAUAAUUCUGUUCAUUGCAUUGUGUAGGAGAUCAACAGAGGCCUGAUUCCGCUGUGCAGUCAAUUACCUCACCAAUCAUGAGUACACAGGAAAGUGACAGCAACACAGGUACAACAGCAACAGAACCCAGCAAAGAAGUAACAACAGAUGUUUCUCAUCCUGAUGGAAAAUCACCAGAUACAAGUGUCAAGAGUUUAGUGUCUGUUGUUAAUAACACUUCAGCUCUGGGUUCUUCAGCCAAAGAUUCUUCAGGGGAGGAUACCACAGGUCACCCAAGCUCUGUGCCUGACGUGGUUAAUGAAAGUGAAGGGAAAAGUUCAGAAGAUGCUGAGCCUGAGUUGAAAGAGUCCACUGAAAGCACAGAAUCAGCUGCUUCAUCUUCUGGAGACACUAACACACCCACUGACCCAUGUGGAAAAACUCAGGCUGGCGGUAAAUCUGUGAGUGCAGAUUCAAUGGGCAGUGAGGACACUGGUGGGUUAGAUUUCCUAGGAUCGAGCUUAUUACCCAGCGAUAUGGCAUUAGAUCAUCUUCUCAAGGACAUGACAGGCAAUGGUUCAGGUGGUGAAGCCAGUGCCAUGUCGCCUCUUGAUAUAUCUGAAGUCAUUAGUAGUUUUGGAGAGUUGCCAGAUGAGUCCAGUGCUACUGUCACUGAUGAUGCUGUAACCACCACAGUGCAAGGUGCAGCUUGUGACUCUGAUACCGAGACCAGAAGCAGUAGCCAGGGUAGCACUGUUGGUGAUGAUAAUAACCUCGCUACCAGGAGACAGUCUCCCAGGCGGGGACCUUCUGCCACCAAGUUAACACCAGUGAGUUCUUUGGCAGAAACUUCAUCGCCCAAUACAUCAGGUACGUUUAAACUUGAACCUGUAGCUAGGUUCAGAGGACUUAAAUUUCCGCCCCCCACCCCCCACCUCCACUCCCCACAUAUCCUAUUGCUUAGAAGGAAUGGAUGUCAGUUCAUUUAUCCACAACCCCGCACUGAAUUUUAUAAAAGAAGCCUUUGUUAUAGUGGUGGUGUGCUGUGGAACAGCUUGCCUUUGGAGGUCAGACAAUCGACCUUCAUGUAUGUUAAAGAAGCUCAAGUUUGAUAGUGAUUAUUACUUAAUUCAAUAGCGUUGUGUAAUUUCACACACGGCUUCCUUAAAAUAGAAGGUAAUUGUGCCUGUAGGAGUUACAGUGUUUAAAUAAAGUUUACCUUGCCCUCCCCUCUCUAAUAAGUCCCCCUUUUUUUCAGAGGAAAAAGGUUCAGCCCUCUCCCUUCCCCCACCCCCACCCCCACCCCCCCUUUCCUUACUGAAUAUUCUUCACAACCAAAUUAAUAAUGAUAGACUGUAUAUUUAAUUAAUCCCCACUUAAUUACUUCAUGAGAACUGUUCCGGUGUGGUCUAUUCAGGUACUGGUAGUUGAAAUUUUUUUUCAUCUUUGGCUGCAUGACCUCCAGCUUCAUGUGCUUCAGCUUUUCCACUUUGCUUUCUAGUUCGUUAUUGAGGAUUGAUUUCAUGUUCUGGUCGUUUGAUUAAUAGCAGUAUAGCGCCCCGUUUCGCUUUGGAGGAUCCAGCUUAAAGCACUUAUCCUAGGCUUACCUAGGAUAAGUUGAACAAGUUCAACAAGUUCAAGUAAAGAUAGAGCUAACUAUACUUUGAAUUAAACAUAACAAAGGAAAAAAAGAGUUUAGCAGCCAAAGGAGCCAAGCUUUCGAGUUGGCUGCUACCACAGAGCAGUUACAAGUGGGUGGAGGUUAUACUCUCCACCCGCGAUCUUUAUCAUCACGCCAUCAUUGUCCAAUUAUUUUCUUUCUAUUUUUUUUCUUUUGUUUUUCUUAACACCAAGCUGUAAAUUUGGUUUGCAUGUUAUGGGUGGGGCUUAUACAUAGGCUCAGGGUAAAUCAUGAAUUGAACCAAGUCCCUGGUUUCUUUCAGAAGCAUCAGACAACGAAGAUGGAAGCCCCCCAAGAAAACGUCGAAAAACCCCAACAAGAUCCUCUGUGCGUUCCUCCACCCAAGUCACCUUCGUUCCUGAUAAAGAUGUCGCCGGUAAAGCGUUAACAUCAAAGCCAAAGGCACGAAAAUAGUUUUUUCUCUUGUUUACUUUUCUGCGUAGUAACAGAAAUGACAUUUAUUCAUUUUUGCUAAACAAAACAUUACUACAGCUCUCUGUUCAUCCUUGAGUGGUUAAAAAAAAGCUAGUGACAACAUUUGGCUGUCAAGUGUGUUUAAUCUCCAAAGGGUUUCUUCUUUGAAAUACCUUAACUUUGGGGCCUACGUGCCCUGUAUUGUUUUGUCUCAACAUUCGUAUAAUAAUAGCAGUUUUAGUGAGGACAAAAGUUUCCUUUGUGGCGUAAUGUGUAUCGGAGAAGAAAGCAUAAAAAUUACGACAAAUAUAUAAGUAUGUUUACAUCUAAUUAUUUCUAAUCACAAGGCUUUGCUAGGAUUAUAAUUGAAUUUUAAACCUUUUACUCAUAUACGCAGUACAGUCUUUUUUGGGCUUGUAAGUCGUUAGGCUAUACGUUGCACUACUUGAUGUUUCAAAAGUCUCGUUUCUAGUUUCUGUCGAAGAUUUGAAGAAUUAGACCACCUUCGUACUUGUUUCGUUGUUGAAAUACUGCGUGUAAAACUGAACUCCUGUAAAAAUUCGUCUAUUUGAAGUGUUAAAUUGAUCAGAAUCCACUUGUUUUGCGCGCGUGUAAGGAGGUGACUUGUUAUUAGUUACCUUCCUCCAGACUUUCAUACAGAGAAAGGAGGAGAAAAAAAAAAUAGAAAUAUUUUAAAUUCUAAUCAGGGUUUUUGAUAUGGGGUGAGGCUAGAAGGCAAUUGUUAGCCACUGUCUAUUGAGCAACAGACUGACAGUGAUUAUAUGGUAUUGUUAGGAGCUACUUUUUUUAGUAACGACCGCAUUAAACUUCUAUUUCCAUAUUGUAGACCACUGAGAUAUAUUUAUCCUUAGCGAUGCGGUUGGUAGCUUAAUCACCGUUUAAGAGAAAUUUUUGAGCAUAUGUGGGUAUUUAGAUAGGGAUAUGCAUCUCAGAGCAUGAUUUCGUAGU